UUCGCAGAACGCAAAGUACUUUCGGACGUGUAUCUUUUCCAAUAAAGUAAAUUUUAAUUUCUAUUUCUUAAAGUCGUGUUCGUUGCGUCUUUUUUCGUAACAAAGACACCGUAAAUUCAAAUUAAAUAAAUCUUGUUUUAAUCCGAACUUCACACUUUUCCAAAUUUGUUCAAAACUUACAUUUUAUUUGUAGCUGUGGUAAAACAUGCCUAGUAUCAAAUUGCAAUCUUCUGAUGAAGAAAUUUUCGAUACCAAUAUUGAAAUAGCGAAGUGUUCCGGCACUAUUCGCACCAUGUUAGAGGAUUGUGGCAUGGAGGAUGAUGAAAAUGCGAUCGUACCGCUGCCGAAUGUGAAUUCAACAAUAUUGAGAAAGGUGUUGACUUGGGCCACCUAUCAUAAGGAUGAUCCACAGCCCACCGAGGAUGAUGAGAGCAAAGAGAAGCGUACCGAUGACAUCACAUCCUGGGAUGCAGAUUUUCUUAAAGUAGACCAGGGCACUCUAUUCGAACUGAUCUUAGCCGCCAACUAUUUGGAUAUCAAGGGCUUGCUGGAAUUAACCUGCAAGACGGUGGCCAACAUGAUUAAGGGGAAGACACCCGAGGACAUUCGCAAAACGUUUAACAUUAAAAAGGAUUUCACUCCGGCCGAGGAGGAGCAGGUUCGCAAGGAGAACGAAUGGUGCGAGGAGAAGUAAUUUAUGCUUGCCCAACUUGUCGCG
This is a messenger RNA of Drosophila navojoa, 718 nucleotides long. RefSeq names its product S-phase kinase-associated protein 1. Gene Ontology annotation, biological process: ubiquitin-dependent protein catabolic process. Lineage: Eukaryota; Metazoa; Arthropoda; Insecta; Diptera; Drosophilidae. The record is from RefSeq and is a predicted model, not a curated record.